CCCUAUUUUGGUCAUUAAGGAAAGACUACCUGUAUUCUGUUAUGCUCUCUUACUAAUACUAAUGAGAGAUACCUGAAGAGGUGCAGUUGAAACUUAAGUGUUCUUAUUUGGAGAUCCAUUGUAAAUUAAUAUUCUUUUUUCAAGUGUGUACCUAGGACUUCGACCUCUGUUGUACUUUGAAGUCAUAUAAGUAGUUACUGUUUUUGUUGUAGCCAUUUAAUGUACUUAAAACACACGUAGUUUGAAAAUAUAGAAAUAAAUAUAGCCCAAGCCAUGCAAACUAUUUUUGAUACUGGUGUGCUCUUUACCAUGGCAUGGUUUUACAAUUUGAACAUCCCAGGAAUAUUUGAAUAAAUGUUUAUUUAAAAUGUUUGUUUUUUACAUAUACAUUCUCUGUCUAAAUGUUUAUCUGUAUGAUAAAGCUGACUGCUACCUCUGAAUAAGUCACCUUCAAACAUGACCUCCAAGAUAUUUAAUCAAUGACCUGAAAGUAAAUUGCCAACAAAAUAGAAAUAGCCCAUUUAGCUCAGAAAAGCAGUAUGCUUUCACCUCAAUCUUUUCAUUGGCAUAUUGAUAACAUCACUCUUGUUGUUGUGUAGCAUCUGAGUCUUGAUGUGUGAAAGUUUGUGCUAGCAUCAGUAUGUAAGAAAGGUUUCAUCUGAAGAUUUCUGCCCAUCCACUUCCUGUUAAAGGCACAGGAGCCCCAUCAUAAAAAUAUUGGCAACCUGUGUACUAAAGUAGUUAAAGAUAAUUUAUUCUGUGGGCAUUGCUACUGAAGUAUUUACAACUCAGAAUCCACAUAGGUGUAUUGCAUUUUAUCCCUGAUUGCCUAGAUGAUUUAUGGGGGAACAGAUAUUUGACUAAAAUCACUAUGGUCGAAUUCGUACAACACGUUACAGUCGUACUGAUUUUGGCUUGAUGUGUUGUGUGAACGCAGUCACUGUCCUAUACCUAACCCAACCAAAACCACAUUGUACUUUAGUAUGUUAUGUGAACCAGGCUACUGUGGUCUAUGCAAGUAUAUUUGCAGCAGUGAAAAUAUGGUACUUUUCCCUCACGAAUUUAAUUGAAACAAUAGGCUCACUCAGUGUAACAACUUCAAUGCAAAAGGAAAACAAAGCAGUCAUGGGGAAAUCUCUUUCCAUGCCUUUACCUGCUUCGAAAGAAGAUGGGAUUUCAUCCUCUGAUAACAUGAAAAAUGGAUUAAUCCACUCAGAAGCUCAUAAUGAAGAUGGAAAAAAUGGAGAUGUGUCACAGUUUCCAUAUGUUGAAUUUACAGGAAGAGAUAGUGUCACAUGUCCCACUUGUCAGGGCACUGGGAGAAUCCCACGUGGACAGGAAAAUCAGCUUGUUGCCCUGAUUCCAUACAGUGAUCAGAGACUGAGGCCAAGAAGAACAAAACUUUACGUGACUGCUUCGGUAAUCGUAUGCUUACUGCUUUCUGGGCUGGCAGUAUUUUUCUUAUUUCCUCGAUCUAUUGAUGUGCAGUACAUUGGAGUCAAAUCGGUAUAUGUCAGUUAUGAAGCACAGAGGCGCAUAAUAUAUUUAAAUAUUACGAAUACAUUGAACAUAACAAAUAACAAUUAUUAUUCUGUUGAAGUUGAAAACAUUACAGCCCAGGUACAGUUUGCCAAGACAGUGACUGGAAAGGCACGUCUGAACAAUAAUACCCACAUUGGACCGUUGGAUAUGAAACAGAUUGAUUAUAUGGUACCUACAGUAAUACAAGAUGAAAUGAGUUACAUAUAUGAUUUCUGUACUUUAAUUUCUAUCAAAGUGCAUAACAUAGUAGUCAUGAUGCAAGUGACUGUAACCACUUCCUACUUUGGCCACUCAGAACAAAUAUCUCAGGAACGAUACCAGUAUGUAGACUGUGGUGGAAACACAACUUACCAGCUGGGUCAGACUGAAUAUCUAAAUGUGCUUCAGCCUCUUCAAUAAAAGAAGAAGAAAUUGAAUCUGUAGAAGGAAAAAAACAUGACUGUUGGUUUUUCACUGCUCAUCCAAGUUGAACUUUUGAUUAUAUAUGGUACUGCUUAGUGGUGGAUGUACAUAAAGUAGCGGGUCUGAAGGUUUCCUUAUUUUGUGGCAUAAACAAAGGACAAACUGCAUAUAUCCACACUUAAUAACUUCUACCUUUCCACUCUAAAUGUGUAAGUAUUGUGUCAAUCAGUUAAAUUGGGGGUGUCAGAAAAAGAGAUAAACUUCUUAAAUCUAUGAACUUUGUAUUUGCCUAUAUGAAAACAUGGAUAUGUUACUCUCCCAACAUGUGUUUUUUGUUCUAAGUAGGCUAAUGAUAUAAUAAUUUCAGAACUUGAUUGUUUUAGUUGAAGUCUAGAUAUUUGUUGUACAGAAAUAAUUUGGGCCCCACUGUAUCAUUAGAUGACACAAGCUUGUUUUAAUAACCUUAGGACAGAUCAGUGUUUACUGUGUUGGGAUUUUGUUUGUUGAAAAUUCUUUUACGGGUGGAGUGCUUAUUACAGCAGCUUUUCACAAGGUCCAACAAUUUGCUUGAAAACUUGGAAGAGAUUGAAGAUGAAUAGCACUUAAUUUAGACACAUUUGAUGUGUGUUGCUGAGUUGAAGAGAAGAAAAAAAUGUAAUGCAUUAAAAAAAUCUCCAGUUAUUAAAAAUAACUGAAUCAGUGCAUAUGCUUCAAAGGCUGACUCUAUGAAAAGCACUUUAAUGCAUUUUGUUACCUUUCGUGUUAAUAUAAAUGCUUAUCAUAGACUGGAUGGUCACUUUCUUGGUUUCAUGUGUGCUUCUCAUUUAAACAUAUAAAUAGUCCUUGAAAAUACAAAGUUAAAGUAGCUAAGUUUCUAACCCUGUUGAUAAGUUUUGUGUGAGAAUAAUAAUUGAUAAGAGCUAUGGUGCUGAAAAGAAUCUUGUAUGGAUUUAAAUCUGAUUGAUAAGAUUUUUCUAUUAUGUAUUUUUGCUAACUGGCAGAAUAGUUUCGAAGCCUAUUUAGCAAAUGUUGAUGGGGAAUGUCGCAUUAUAAUCAUUUUUAAUAUUUUUGCUUCUUGCAACAACUCAUCCAUGAAUAGAUUUACUGAAAUCAAAAGACUAGCUUUGCACUAGUGUGAGAUAAAUAUAAACUAAUGGUUUGAAUUUUAAAAUCUAAAAAAUGACCUCACUAAUCAGUGCUCUUAUGGUAAUGGAUUAUUGACUCCUCUUUUGUAAUGGAAUACAGCAAAAAUUUUUAAACAUACCAACAAUGAACAGGUAUUUUUCCACUUGUUGGAUUCCUGAAUUCUCACCCACCAUCGCUACCAUUUUGAGACUAACACAGAAAGCAGAAUUGGUAAAUUACACGAAUCAGUACAAAAUGUAGUCAGAAGUUGAUAACGUGUAACUUCAAGAUCAUCUACGCAUCACUAGGUUAACUAAAGGUUUCAUUGGACUUUCUAUUGUAUUCUGAAAGCUGCAACAGUUAGAAACGUUUAGGAAGGAAGAUGAGGGUGGACAGAUAGCAGCAAGUGAUUUUUUUUAACAAAUCCUUCAUAUCAUUUUAAUGGACUACAGUCAUUCCAAAAAACACAAGAUUUGUCUAAUUAAAAAUGAUUGGUGUGGAAACUAUGUUGCAAAUAUGUUUUUACAAAUCUGCAACUCAGUCAGGAUUUUUGAUGGCAUUGCCUGGAAAUAGUCUCACAGUUUAACACAUCAUAAUUUUGGUGGAAUGGAAAAUGAACUAAAACCAAGAUACCCACUUGUUUCCUGACAAUGACUGGGUAAAUACAGUAUAUCCAAAUCCAGUUCAAACAAACUUCUGUUAUAACUGUUACUUGAAAUAUUCUGGUGCACAUUCUGUAAGAGAGAGACAGCACUUUAAAUAAAAUCUGGUUCUGCAAAAUAGCAGUCCAAGAACUGCCUUGUAGUGACAUUUAAAUGUGUGCUGGGAAUACAAACCUCAUGCUAUUGAUAUCAAAUUGGGUGUCAAAUUAAUACCUUACUGCCAGCAAAUAUAACUGUGGAGUGAUCGAAAUACAGUAAUGUUUGCACCCAUUAAUGAUACAUACUAGCUACAUGCUUAUUUCAUAAAAUGAAAUUUUCAGAGCAGCUCUUGGAUUUCAUGUUACUUAUAAAAUGCCAUUCUAUAUUUUGAAUUAUAUGUGUAUGGUAUACACAUUGCUGUACUAUUCUGUAAUUGUAUUGUGGUAAAUUAUUCAAGCAUAUAUGCUUUGAUUAAAUUCGUAUGAAUUGCCAAUUAAAUAAAAUUAUAAAGACAGCAAUUUGGAAUGAUCUGGUUCGGUGUACAACACAGUACAAUGGUUCAGGAGAAGAAAAUAUGAUGAGAUCCUAUUUAUUUAAAAAUAUCACUGUUAAGAAUAAAACUCAGUUUCCUAAGUUGGGGUGUUUUGGAUAACUUCACAUCACUCAAAAUCAAGAAGAACAGCUUUAGCUGUUUACAUACAAGGAUGUGGCAAAGCUGAGGCUUUGUAUAGCUCCUUCCCACAACAACAAACCAGGCUUUCCCAACCCAGAUGCUCUAGAGAUCUGUAGACUUCAACUCCCAGAAUUCUCAGCAAUGGCCAUGCUGUUGAGAAACCCUAGGAAAUAAAGUUCAUGCAACUGGAGGCACCUAGGUUGAAUGAGGUUGUACUGAGCCAUGAUUUAUCUUCAUAACUGAGCUAGAAAUUUGUCAGACCCUAUUGCCUUUUCCUUGAUGGAAGUGCAAUUGGUGUGUCAAAAUAAUGUACCUGGAGAAAACAGAAGUAGUUAUAAAGAUGAUUAUAUAAUUAGCAUAUUAAAAAUCCCUUUCUGAAGAAAAUAGCACUAUUGUCAUCUUAUGUGUAUCUUGAAUGCCUUGGUUAUAAAGUUGUUACCUUAGAUAUAAAUGUUACCAUAAUCCUCCCUACAUCCUAUGGAGUAGAAAUGAAUUUACAAAGUUAGAAUUCUAGAUAUGCAUUACAAUUUGUUUUGGAGUAAGAACAAUUGUAAUUAUUCUAUCAUCUGCUUAGUUCAAUGUUUCUCAACCUUAGCAACUUUAAGACGUGGACUUCAAUUCCCAGAAUUCCCCAGCCAGCUAGUCCACACAUCUUAAAGUUGCCAAGGUUGAGAAACACUGGCUUAGUUGAUAAGGAUUGGGACAGCCCUACAAUUUUUAUUAGAACAUAAAGAAUUUGACAUAACAAAUUAACUUCAUUUUU
This is a messenger RNA of Candoia aspera, 5146 nucleotides long. It is a transcript of the gene TMEM106B, whose product is annotated as transmembrane protein 106B. Gene Ontology annotation, biological process: lysosomal transport; dendrite morphogenesis; lysosome localization. Bases 919 to 1941 code for a protein of 340 amino acids. The transcript is spliced from 8 exons. Gene Ontology annotation, cellular component: lysosomal membrane. NCBI's taxonomy places the organism in Eukaryota, Metazoa, Chordata, Lepidosauria, Squamata, Candoiidae. The record is from RefSeq and is a predicted model, not a curated record.